AUGUGUGAUACUCUUCCUUCGAAUUCCUAUAUCGUUGAUCCAUAUGGCAAGGAUUUCAGCAUUACUUUUGUUCAUCGACUACCACAAAAUGUAUACGCCAUUGUAGAGAUUGAAGGACACGUAACAUACGANUACAUAUUCAUUCUGAUAUAUAAAUAUCUACAUCAUUUUCAAUAUUCGUUUACUACUCGUCGUCCAUCUUGUGCCAAAUCAACGACCAGCAUGUGUGAUACUCUUCCUUCGAAUUCCUAUAUCGUUGAUCCAUAUGAGAUUGAAGGACACGUAACAUACGAUGACGAGGAUGAUGACGAUCGUGAUUCGACUUCGACGACAACUAGUGAAAUCAUCAACACGCUGCCGUACAAAGUUAUCCUAUAA
Molecule: messenger RNA, 378 nt
Organism: Adineta ricciae
Lineage: Eukaryota; Metazoa; Rotifera; Eurotatoria; Adinetida; Adinetidae
Source: the annotation of a GenBank genome assembly